This is a messenger RNA of Staurois parvus, 320 nucleotides long. The record is from the annotation of a GenBank genome assembly. Lineage: Eukaryota; Metazoa; Chordata; Amphibia; Anura; Ranidae.
CUAUUCCUCCCCCACUGACACCAACGAUGGGCCACUAUUCCUCCUCCCCACUGACACCAAUGAUGGGGCACUAUUCCUCCUCCCCACUGACACCAACGAUGGGGCACUAUUCCUCCUCCCCCACUGACACCAAUGACGGGGCACUAUUCCUCCUCCCCACUGACACCAAUGAUGGGGCACUAUUCCUCCUCCCCACUGACACCAAUGAUGGGGCACUAUUCCUCCUCCCCACUGACACCAAUGAUGGGGCGCGUUGGAAGAGGGGUAGUCUUAUACGGCGAAGAAUAGUGCCCCAUCAUUGGGGUCAGGGGGGGGGGGGG